AUGGCGGGAAGACGCCUGAGCCUGCUCAGGCCCUUUCGGAAGAAGAAGAAGGAAGGCCCUGGAGCUGCCCCAUUCCAGCACCCGGAGAAGAUGGAGCAGUCCCAGCCCCUGCAGGAAGAUCCAGGACAGGACCAGACACAAGAACAGGACCGUGCCCGUGGCCGCUUCCGCAGGGCAGCACAGGCCUUUCUGAAAUUCUUGGGCAUUCGGCGCAAAAGGACCACAACCAGACCGACUGAGGUCAUGGCACAGCCUGACCCCAGCCCGACUGAGCUCGAGGCAGACCCUGAUGUCACCACCGCACUGACUGAGGGCACAGGAAACUGUGAUACCCCGACGAUUGUUCACAUGACCAAGUCUGACCCUGCUUUGACUGAUGCCACAACAGACCCUGACACCCCAUCCAUCGAUCGCACUGCAAUCCCUGACAUCCUGUUGAGCGAUGAACCCACAAACUCUGGCCCUGCACCGCCCAAUCUCACUGCGGAGGCCGACACUGCAAUGACCGAGGGCACUGCAGACACUGACCUCGUGCCCAGGGAGAGUGUGAAUUAUGCUCCCACUCCAGAUAUUUUUGAGGUGAAUGGUGUCUCCAGUCCAGAGCAAGUGCCAGCCUUCGUCAGGACCGUGCACCAGAGACUGACAGCCAACGCCACUCCAGAAGAGAAGCUACUGAUGGAGUUUCUGAGGGUGACUGAUGAACACCCUGCUGAUGUUGUGUUCACCCUCCUGCGCUGUGCCCCAUCGUGUGACAGAGCUGCUGCAACCCUGUGGAAGACCAUCGCCUCAUCGGGAAGGACAGUGGCGAAGGUGCUGCCACAGCUGCUCCCCGUGAUGGAGGACUGGCCACUGCACAGCACGUCCACCUCCGACGGGGACAAAACACAUGUCUUUGCCCUGGCUGCAAUCAGGGUGAUUUGGGAGAUCCUCCAGGCGCUCCAGUGCCCAGAGCCAUUGAAAAAGCAUUCCCCCCGUCUCCUCGUGGAUCUGCUCUUCCAGAUUUCCAUCAGCCCAGAGCAGACUCCAGAGGAAGUUGACACCUUGUGGAGGGAAUGUCAGAAGCAAUACAACCUUCCAACAGACUCCAAGAGGUUUGCAGUGCUGACCCUGAAGGCCCUGCUUUGCCAUCUGGAGUGUGAAGAUGUUGUGCUUUCAAUGGAACGGAAGCGCGGCUGGGACACACUCCUCAGUGCUGACACCCACCACAAUGCAGUGGGUCUGCUGGCCAGGUGAGACCCCCUUGUCCCCGCUGCCCCUGUCCUUUCUGCCUGUGCACGGGGCACCCCACACAGUGCCCGUGGUCGUGGGCCAGAGGGCCUUGUCACCCAGGGAUGGCCGAGCAGAGUGGCAAAGGCUGGGAGAGGCGGGUGCACAGGAGGAGCCGCCUCCCAGAGCGCCCUCGUCCCCUCCCAAACUGGUGGGGAAAGACCAGGACUCUGUCAGUGACUCCCGGGAGAG
Molecule: messenger RNA, 1458 nt
Organism: Chiroxiphia lanceolata (lance-tailed manakin)
Lineage: Eukaryota; Metazoa; Chordata; Aves; Passeriformes; Pipridae
Exons: 7
Coding region: 1-1233 (410 amino acids)
Cellular component (GO): cytoplasm
Source: RefSeq, a predicted model, not a curated record